CUUAAGUUGCAAUGCUAUGAGCUCUCAGGGCCACCGUACAAAUUUCUUGUAUGUGUACACAUCCUUAACCAAUAGAGCAGAUUCUGACUUUUAGUCUAGUGAGUGGUGCUAACGUCGUUGUACGGUGUGUGGAAGUUUGCCCGGCUGGAUGGUAAUCCAGCUUCGUUACUGGGUAAUUUGCCUCCGCUGAGGGUAUCAGGCUCUUCUCGGGCUCUUUGUUCUCCCAUACACCCAGCGGGAGACACAUCUCUCCCUCUUCAUAGUGCAGCUGCAGCCGUGCACCCCCUCUCCUCCUCCCUCCCUGUGCUCUAUCAGUCCGCCCAUGCGCAGUGGUUCCCCUGUGCGCUCUACUGUUUGCAUUGUGUCUGAAUUGCCGGCGAGCUUUAAAAAAAUAUUAUAACCACCGCGGCAAUGUCGGGCAGGUCGGUCCGAGCGGAGACCCGGAGCAGGGCGAAGGAUGACAUCAAGCGGGUUAUGGCCGCUAUUGAGAAAGUACGAAAAUGGGAGAAGAAAUGGGUGACCGUUGGAGACACGUCCCUUCGCAUCUACAAGUGGGUUCCAGUGACGGAGCCCAAAUCAGAUGAUAAGAACAAGAAUAAAAAGAAGGGCAAAGAUGAAAAAUACGGCUCAGAGUUGACGACUCCAGAGAACAGCUCCUCUCCAGGCAUGAUGGACAUGCAUGACGACAACAGCAACCAGAGCUCGAUCGCUGACUCAUCCCCAGUGAAACAGGAAAAUAGUUGUAGCACCAGCCCCGCCCCGGAGCCCGCCUCCUUGUCUCACCGUGAGGGCAGCGAGGCCAAGACGGAACAGAGCCCUGAAAGCAAGAGAGGUAAGACCGUCCCUUCAUCAGAGACCUCAGAGAGAGCACAAAGUGCCAAGAGAGACAGCCUGUCCUCGGGGGAGAAGGACUCUUCAGACAGCAAAGCCACUCAGGACAAUGAGGUGGAGUCCCCACCCAACAAGAAGAGUAAACAGGAGUCCUCAUCUCAGGACUUUGAGGAGAGUUAAAGUAUUUUCCCCGGUCACCUCACUCCCUCCCCCUGUACCUCCCCUGUACUUCCCUCCAUUAACUCUAUAUCAUUUAGUGCUAAUGGACACUCCGGCUCUCCUCCCACUCCUCUUUCUCUUUAACAUCUCCCCUUCUCUAUCCAAACUCUUCAAUACCAAAGGGAGAAAGGACAUCCCUCUUCCUCCCCCUCUCCCUUCCACCCUGACGGCUGCCCUUCCCCCUCGUCCAAUUUGCCACCUUCGCCCUAACACUCCUCUGCCACUGAGGGAGAAUGGAUAUUACCUCUAUUCACCGGUCCCCUCCAUGCGUCCUUCCAGUUCUCCACACCUUUUCACUAAUGCCAAGAGAAGCUCUGAACCCAGGCUGCAAUCCCCCAUGUGACCAGGGGCAGCGCUGUCAGCCCAGUCCACCCAGUGCCAGGCCAGACCACAAACCCUGACCUGCAUCUGUGACUAAAAGAGUUAACACUGGGGAUCUGAGAUCAGGACAAGGUUGAUCCCGCACUCUGCUCUGAGACCGCUUUUUACACGUUUCACUGCUAAAUGGUUUAGCUCAGGAUAACCCAAAAAGCUAACCAGGUCUCAGAUCAGUGGCUGGGGGGCGACCACGUCACAUCAGUCCUCCUGAUUCGCCUCCUGUUAGACUAUUGUUCUAUAUUUGUUUAGGAAAUGUUUAGGGGUUUUUUCUCAGGAGGGUCAAUGCACUGUUAUGGUAUGUCACAAUCGAUCACAGAUACAUUUGCUGCUGUCGUGGAAGUCUUUUUUCUCUAUCCAUGAAAAGUUCUCCAUUCAUGUGUUUCAAAAAAGAAAAAGAGUUAAUUUGUGGUUUGUAGAGUAGGAAGACGACAGUACUGGUCAAGAUACAAACUCUUGGAUAAGUAGUGAAGAAAUGCAUAGAUAGCGUAGGUCCUGAAGGUGUGCCUUGAGUCGGUACUGUUAAAUGUUUUAGGUCAAACAGGUUUUGAAUUACAAUAUUGGUGCCAUGUUUUUUUUAUCAUCCCUAAUCAAUUUAAUCCAAUAUUUAUAUUCAACUACAAAGUUUUGAUUUAAUUUAAAGGAAAAGUUCAGCAUUCUGGGAAAUGGUUGUUCUCUUCCCGAGAGGAAAACAACACUGAUGCUAAAGCUGUGGCCGGAGCCGGCUAUCUUAGCUUAGCAUAAAUACUGGAAACAGGCGUACAUAGCUAGCUUGACUCAAACAGAUUAAGCAAUCAGUCCAUCAACACCUCCAAUUCUAGAGUCAACACUCAAAUAAACAGAUGAAGCGAAAAGAAAUUAAGUUUUCUUCCAAGAAAUAGAUUUUGUACGUUGUGACUUCCUGUGGAAAAAUAUUGUCUUAAUUUGGUACCUUUGGACAAGCUAGCUAUUUCCCCUUUUCCAGUCUUUAUGCUAACUCAAGUUUACAGACUCCAGCGGUGAGUUUUAUUUCUGUCAUAUUCCCUAAAAUGUCAAAACAGGUCCUUUACAACAGCUGGAACCUGGAGCUUGAACACUACCCAGGAGGUAAUUUAGUUUUGUCUUUGGGACAUUUGAACAAAACCUGGUCCCUGGUCUGCGUUUACUUCAGGUGACACGGUUGCCGUCGUCAUUGUUUUUUCCUCCUCAAAGGUAGAAACGGACCAGUGUCUGAUGCUGGUUUUCACGUCCACUCCACCAUCCCGAUUUGCAUUUUACUCACGUCACAUUCUCUGUACAUGUUCUGUGUCACUGCUUAUCUACGACCCACAAAUGUUCCUGUAGCUCACGACACAAAGGCUCCAGUUUUUUGGCUCAAACGUUGGUUCCUCUCCUCCCUCAAGGUGCUGUCUGUCGGCUGAAUCCACACGUGCGGCAUCGAGCGCUUGGUUUUGUGCAGACUUGAACUUUAUAGUAUGGAUUCAGACCCACGACCUCUCAUGUACAACCUCACACGUGUAAGAUGCACUUGGAUUAAUCAAUAUUUACCCGUGAAUAUGGAUUCAAGUCAACAUAACAGCGGUUAUAGGAGUAGGGUCGUGACACAGAAGGACCAUGUCAAAUUUCAUUCACAUGGAUGGAGAGAAAAGAAAACAGGACAAUUGCUCGGCUUAGAGGAUGGAUUAGCAUAUACCUCAUUCCCAGUCCAGCAGCGCUGGAACUUAAAAUGCUAUUGUAUUGACAUUAACAGUUAUAAACAGCAUUAUGUUCACUCAGUUUAAAAAAAAACAACCUCUCACUUAUGUUGUAGCUCUCACCUAACCGAGCCGAUUGCUUAUAGUUUGCUCAUAACUGCGUAAGGAAAAAAAAGAAGCUGUGAGAUAUAAAAUCUUGUAUGUCAUUUCCUAUGGGACCAUUUUGUUUCACUUUAGAUCUUGUACAGAUUUAUGGUUUGGUUUGACUUAUUUAUUCCAUCAGUAGUGCUUGGUUUUUAUCAUGUCCAAUGGUUUUGUUUUCUUAAUAAAAUUCACAAAACUUA
Messenger RNA from Scophthalmus maximus (turbot), 3442 nucleotides. It is a transcript of the gene bcl7a, whose product is annotated as BAF chromatin remodeling complex subunit BCL7A. Bases 412 to 1011 code for a protein of 199 amino acids. The record is from RefSeq and is a predicted model, not a curated record. Lineage: Eukaryota; Metazoa; Chordata; Actinopteri; Pleuronectiformes; Scophthalmidae. The transcript is spliced from 6 exons.